AUGUCUGACUCAGAACGACGCUCCAAACGGCAACGAAUUAGCCAGGCUUGCGACUACUGCCGUAAACGCAAGUCGAAGUGCGACGGGGCCCAGCCGGUGUGCUCCGUCUGCAGGCUGUUCGACAAGCCGUGUGCCUAUGGCAAUGCGAAGAAGCGAGGACUCCAGACCGGAUACGUCAGAGGAUUGGAAAGCCUCCUGGGAUUGAUGAUUCAAGAUGUGCCGCAAAGCGAAAUGUCGGUUCGUUCUCGCCUGCGCAAUCAGUACCUCGGCUGCAGCUUUGUCGAAGGCGAAUUUCUAGAUCACACAACAGAUCUAUGGCGUAGAUCUGAUCUAGCAAAGGACUUGGACCAUUUGCUGAACUCGAAUGACACGGAAUCUGAUCAGGGAGAGCUGCAGCAGAUAUCUAGUCUCCCCCCUCUAUCGGUAUCCCACGAAGAAGAGGAGCCGGUGGCCAGGCAGGACACCACAAUUGAGCCACCAGCGCAAAGUGAGACCGUCGGGGUUAACAAUCCACCUCCCCAAAAUUGGAAUUUUCUUGAAGGCUUUCCAGAUGGGGUGUCUGACUUGGUGGACCGCUAUUUCCAGGCCACGCAAUGUUGGUUCCCAAUUGUCGAACGUCGGGACAUCCUCCGCACUCUAUACGAAGACAACGAAAAAGACACGGUCCACCCUGAUAAUUCUCUAGACGAGGGACAUCGGCUCUGUGUUUGGUCUAUGAUUACCUUCAGCUCGCAAGCUGAAACAGAUGUGUCUAUCGUCUCACGAUGUCCUAGCUCAUGGCAAAUCCAGUCACAUCUCUGGGAGCGCUUAAUGACAACUCACCGAUCCUUUGGCAUUGGGCACAUCCAGGCAACCCUGAUCAUGGCACUAUGUGAAAUCCAACGAGCCGCAUUUACUUCUGCCGGGAUCUUAGCAGCUCAAGCCUAUCGCAUGCUGAUGGGAACAGUCGAACAGGAGUCUUCAAAACAUGAUAGACGUCCACAUGUCUUUCAAGGCUGCUUAGUUCUUGAUACAAUCAUCUCUGCACUACAAGGGAAAGUCCCUCUACUCUCUCGCAUGGCUUCUAGGGGCUUACCUAAAGUGGAUGAGAAUGCCCUGGAAGAGUGGGAGCCGUGGACAUCUCCGGUGCACGAUGAAUUAACUGCUGCACGCACUAAUCGUCAUCCUCUACGCGUGCUGAGCAGCUUCAACAUGAUAAGACUUCUCAUAGAGAAACUGAGUAUGAUCUUGGAGAGUCCAAUGGAACUUCAAGUGCUCAGUCACCACGCAUCUGAUUUGCAGAUUUGGUACUCCAAUGUUAAAAGGCAGCACCAGUUAAAUGACCGCAGUACACCCCCCAUCUUAGUUCUUCAUCUUACGUGGAACUUUACAUUUCUCAUACUUUUUCGACAGAUGCGACAUAUUGAGCGACAAUGGAUUCCAUUGGUUCAGCAGGCUGUCCGCUCCAUCUCCCAAAUAGGUGCUCGUUAUCUUCAAUUAACACAUAUAUUACCCUACAACCCUUUACUGCUCAUCUUCGGGCUGCAGGCUGAGCGCACCCUGCAGAAAAUAUCCCAACAGACAAUGGAGCCCGGAGAUUCAGCAGACUACGUACAACUAAAAAGAAACCUAGAAGCUUUGAAUUGCACCGUCAAGAAUGCGACAUCAGGGAACCCCCAAAAAGUUCAAUUAGACAAGCCUAUGACAGAGAUGAUCACUCCGUCCCAACCUAAUAUCGAAACGAAUCCGCAAUUUGGCAAGUCAACUGAGGUUAUCUGGUCAGAAAGCGAGUCCAACAUGCUUCUUUCACCGAUGUCAACUGAAAUAUUGACUCAACAGCCUGAGGUCCGACAGCACAAUGGCUUAAACUCAUCCGCAUAUUCCCAGGCGAUGCUCAAUGAUUCUGACCAAUUUGACGACAUUUUUGACGAGAUGUUGUCGUUCAUACCUUCCCGAAGAGACAACGACGAUGCCACAACGUUUGCCCAAAACCUAGGCUUUCUGUCUACUGAUCUUGACCUGGAAUUGCCGACCGUUUCUGACCCCGACAAGAAUGGGCCCUAA
This is a messenger RNA of Aspergillus steynii IBT 23096, 2043 nucleotides long. RefSeq lists its product as uncharacterized. Gene Ontology annotation, biological process: positive regulation of transcription by RNA polymerase II. The record is from RefSeq and is a predicted model, not a curated record. The coding region runs from base 1 to 2043 and encodes 680 amino acids. The transcript has 2 exons. Gene Ontology annotation, molecular function: DNA-binding transcription factor activity, RNA polymerase II-specific; zinc ion binding. NCBI's taxonomy places the organism in Eukaryota, Fungi, Ascomycota, Eurotiomycetes, Eurotiales, Aspergillaceae.